Eimeria acervulina is the source of this 1263-nucleotide messenger RNA. RefSeq lists its product as hypothetical. NCBI's taxonomy places the organism in Eukaryota, Apicomplexa, Conoidasida, Eucoccidiorida, Eimeriidae. The transcript has a single exon. The coding region runs from base 1 to 1263 and encodes 420 amino acids. The record is from RefSeq and is a predicted model, not a curated record.
AUGUUGUUGUCACGCCUAUCUCUCGGCUUGGGGCUGCUUAUUGCAUUACCUGCUGCACCGCAUGCAGCAGCAAUUGAUUUUUUAGAGUCGCUUGCAGAUAUAACUCUUGGGGCAGAGUUAAUGGAUGAGGUAGGUGAGUCCUUUGCUGCAGCAGCAGCAGAGUUUCCUUCACCUUUAGCCUUGAAAGAUGCAUUCUUAGCGCUGCUAGGAGUAGAUCUAUUAGAGAAGCUGCAGCUAUUUGCGCAGCAGCAGGUCCCUCAGGAAGCGCAGCAGCAGCAGCAGCUGCUGCCACCGUUCGAGCAGCUGCAGCUGCUGCAGAAGCUCGGACUGCUGCAGCAGCAAGAUGAUAUAAUUAAUGCCUUCUUCCUGUCUCCUUUCGGUGUCUCCUUGCAAGAAUUCGCAACCCUUCCAAGUGUAGCGACAGCUCUUUUAGAGCCCGCUACCGUAACUCGCAGCAGCAGCAGCAGCAGCAGCAACAGCAGCAGCAGCAGCAACAGAAGCAGCACCCCCAGCCUGAGAGGCGUUCUAAGUGCUGCUGAGUUGGAGGCUUUAGCUGAAGCUGUUGCUGAGGGUGUUGCUAACAGCACUUCGUACGGCAUGAGGACAUUAAACCCUCUUGCUGCUGCUGCUGCUGCUGCUGCUGCUGCAGCAAAGAAGAGCGGUAUCGACACCUCUACUCCUGCAGCAGCAGCAGCUGCAGUGGCGCAGCUUGUUGACCCUCUUAACCUGCUGCAGCUUCAGCAGCAACUUAAUGCACAUCAGCAGCAAAAGUCUCUGUCUAAGCAGGAAGGAGAGACAGAAGAACAGCAGCAGCAGCGGGAGGACGGGCCUGCAUCUGCUGCGGAAGGUGAUGCCUCUUCAUCUCAGCAGCAGCAGCAGGAGCAGCAGCAGCAGGAGGAGGAGCAGCAGCAAACCUCACCUCGUGUUUCUUCUUCAUCAACUUCUACAGCAGCAGGACCAGCAGGAGAAGAUGCCGAAUCUGCAGCAGCAGCAGCAGCAGCAGCAGAUUCUGCUGCUUCUCCUCAAAGGUUUAGCCGCACAAUGCCUCUAGGACCCCUUCAAGGUGCAGCAGAUCAGCUAUAUUUUAUUCAUUGGGCAUUGAAUAACCCUCUAGCUUUAUUAGAGUUUAAGUCUGUGGUGUAUAGGCAGUGCUUAGCUAUUUUUAAAGACGAAGAAUUCUGUGCAGCUAGAGUAGGCGUAGACGAUGCUACUGUCUCUACUGGCGGUGUUAAUAAUCCCUGGAGACCCAGCACUUCUCUCUAA